AUGCCACCCCAUUCAGAAGGUUCUUCAUCCCAAACUGACUCUGGAAGCCGUGAUAACAGCUCUAGCAGGGGGCCCAGCUGUGACCCCCCAUUAGCUACUGAUUUGGAUGGAGCCCACAGACCGUCCCAGAUAAUUCCCCCUCAACCUGUGCCAAGUCCCACCCCCGUGGCGGUACCCCCGGAACAGUCUUUGCCCAUGGGCCAGACUAACAACCAGACGCCAUACCAGAGCCUUGGUCGCCAGACAUCUGCUCAGCAUCUGAUCGUCACCCCACAACUUGCAGCCCAACCCUGCCCACCUGUGCUCUCUCCCACGACAGGUUCCUAUCCGCCCAAUCAGUCAGACCUGGAGCCUCCCGCUCAUUGUUUAUCAGAAGGGCAUUCCCCAUCGCCUUCUUGCCCUACUAGUCCCAGACAAGACAUUUCUUUGGUUCGAUCCCCUGACCCCUCGCCUUGGCAAAUUCAAGACGGGGGUAGGGCUACACCCCCUCUUAAGGGUCUGUCGGAAGGAUGCAUAUCAGUUUAUAGGCAAUUAGAUCUCUCCAUUGACCUCUCGCCGUACAAGAUUUCUACUGAUAAAAAGGUGCUUAGGGGCGAAUACCAGAUCCGAUCCGUAGGUAGAAGGGAUAAGAACCAUCUCACCGAUAAUAGAGUGGGCUAUUCAGGCAAUGUUUUAGAUGGAUAG
This is a messenger RNA of Magnolia sinica, 684 nucleotides long. Its product is annotated as proline-rich receptor-like protein kinase PERK9. The transcript is spliced from 3 exons. Bases 1 to 684 code for a protein of 227 amino acids. The record is from RefSeq and is a predicted model, not a curated record. Lineage: Eukaryota; Viridiplantae; Streptophyta; Magnoliopsida; Magnoliales; Magnoliaceae.